Alnus glutinosa is the source of this 1847-nucleotide messenger RNA. RefSeq names its product UPF0481 protein At3g47200-like. Lineage: Eukaryota; Viridiplantae; Streptophyta; Magnoliopsida; Fagales; Betulaceae. The transcript is spliced from 3 exons. The record is from RefSeq and is a predicted model, not a curated record. The coding region runs from base 244 to 1641 and encodes 465 amino acids.
UUAGCUGACCAACAAAGAUUGAGGUGAGGAAUGAGGAUCCUUUUUAUAUCCUUAUCUAUUUUCAUGGCUAGCUAGGCAGCUAGCUCUAGAGUUUUUCUCUAAGCUCGAUCGUCACUGUCGAUCCUCAAGGUAGUCCGAAAGAAAACCAACUUUAAUCUAAGAGUGGUGGAACCGGCAAGCUGUUGCACUCUUAUCCUAAACAAGUAUAGGAGGUCAAGAAAGAACAGGGAACAAAACCAAAAUAUGGCUGUAAACAAUGGUGAUACUGAUACAAUUGAUGUGGAAAACUUGGCAUCUUCGAUACAAGUUACGAUGUCCCAAUAUGGUUUGUUCAUGCCACCUAAGCGUUGCAUCUUCAAAACUCCCAUUGCACUCUACAGGCAUAAUAAUAAAGCUUAUAUCCCUGAUGCAUUUUCAAUUGGGCCUCUCCACCAUGGCCGUCCAAAUUGUCCAAACUUUGAAGCUACAGAAACAAUUAAAGCCAAGUAUUUACAAGGCUUUAUCUCUCGCUUUCAAAAUCCAAUACUGAAAGAUUUAAUCAAUUCCGUCAGUGCUUUAGAGAGAGAGGCUCGUGAAUAUUAUGCUGGACCGAUCGAUUAUAGCCGAGAAGAAUUCGUGAAAAUUUUGGUAAUUGAUGGUUGCUUUAUGAUUGAGCUAUUAUGCAGGAAUGCUUCCAUGAAGCUUAGAGAAGAAAAGGACCCUAUUUUUGGCAUGUCUGCUAUGAUUGAAUUUCUAGCCCAUGACUUGAUAUUGCUAGAAAACCAACUACCUUGGAUGGUUCUUGAUCAUUUGUUCAAAAAGCUAGAAAACCAACUACCUUUAAUGGAUCCUGAUCAUUUGUUCAACAUGAGCCCGGACGGCCGUAAAACCGCUAAGACCCUAAUUGAUCUUGCCAUUGAAUUCUUUGAUAGCAUUUUCAUAUUACCGCCGCCUGAUAGACCUGAUCUUGUUCGAGACAUCCAACAUAUUCCUGACUUGUUUAAAAAAUUGUUGGUUUCAUCAAUUAAAGUAGACCAAGAUCAUAUGCCUUAUGCUACGCUUCUCGACAUGGGCGAAAACGAAUACUCAUCAAUUGAAGGAGAUGAAGAAGAGAAUUCGCGACUAGAAUCGGGACAGCACGUACCUACUGCUAAGCGUCUGAUGGAAGCUGGAAUCAAAUUCAGAAUGAGUGAGUCCAAAAAUAUGUUUGACAUAAGAUUUACAAAUGGUGUCCUCGAAAUUCCUCAAAUAAAGAUUCAUGAGAUCACAGAAACAUUUUUGAGGAAUCUCAUCAGCUUUGAGCAAUGCUACCCCAACAGUGAUAAAAGGAUCACUUCCUAUGCCAUACUCCUGGACAACCUCAUUACCACUGCUAAGGAUGUCGAGAUACUCUCUGAAAAUAAGAUCAUUGAUAACUGGUUGAAUCCAGAGGAUGCCGCCAAAUUCUUCAACGAACUUUACAAUGACACAUGUGUCGAGACAUACUAUUACGAAAAACUUUGCAGGGAAGUGAAUAAAUAUUGUGAAAAGACAUGGAAUAAAUGUCGUGCAGUGCUUGUGGGCAAGUAUUUCAACACUCCAUGGGCUGGUCUUUCGUCAUUGGCUGCUGUUAUCCUUUUGAUCCUCAACUUCGUACAAUCUUGGGAUUCCAUCACAAGUUAGUAUUACAAUAUUUAGAAUUUGCAUGCUAGAGCUAGCUGGAGAUUCUUAUCUCCACAUGUCAUUGAUAAGUGUUAUAUCUCCUAGUUUAGCUAAGACUUGUUAUCUUUAUUAUCGUUUCAUUUCAGUUACUACUCUAGAAUAUUGUACGCUCGUAUUUCUAUUGAAGUGAUGACAAUUGAUUAAUAAAAAAAGCAUGCAAAGUUUUA